AUGACGAUCAACGACGGGAGAAACAGUGCAUACACAAUCCCGACCAACGGCUAUCCGAGCAACGGCACCACCGGCGCCAUUUACAACGAUGGAACCAACGGGAUCAACGGUACAAACGGCUAUAAUGGCAUCGGCGUAAACGGCCCCACCACCGGCGCACCCCAAGCCCAUGAGCCGAUCGCCGUCAUCGGCAUGGGCUGCCGUCUACCGGGCGAAGUCGACAACCCGCACGCGCUGACGCAGCUCUUGAAGCGCGGCGGUGUCGCCCGCAACGAGCCGCCUGAAUCCCGCUUCAGUUUGGACGGCCACCAUGACGGAUCCAAGAAGCCCAAGACGAUGAGGUCUCCGGGUGGCAUGUUCCUGGAGAACAUUGACCCACGUGAGUUCGACGCCGGGUUCUUCCAGGUACCCCGGCUCGAUGCCGUCGCGAUGGACCCGCAGCAGAGACAGCUUCUCGAGGUCGUAUACGAGUGCCUGGAGAAUUCGGGUGUGACGUUGCAAGAGCUGCAAGGGGCGCAGGUUGGGUGCUUCGUCGGUUCCUACGCCGUCGACUACGCCGACAUGCAGGCCCGCGAUCCCGAAGACCGCGCUCCGUCUGUCACGAUUGGCGUCGGCCGGGCUAUUCUAAGCAAUAGGAUCAGUCACUUUCUUAAUAUCAAGGGUCCCAGGUAA
This is a messenger RNA of Colletotrichum fioriniae, 672 nucleotides long. Lineage: Eukaryota; Fungi; Ascomycota; Sordariomycetes; Glomerellales; Glomerellaceae. The record is from RefSeq and is a predicted model, not a curated record.